Messenger RNA from Amphibalanus amphitrite, 3132 nucleotides. Its product is annotated as zinc finger protein 668-like. Lineage: Eukaryota; Metazoa; Arthropoda; Thecostraca; Balanomorpha; Balanidae. Gene Ontology annotation, molecular function: DNA-binding transcription factor activity; RNA polymerase II cis-regulatory region sequence-specific DNA binding. The coding region runs from base 185 to 1891 and encodes 568 amino acids. Gene Ontology annotation, biological process: regulation of transcription by RNA polymerase II. The transcript has 4 exons. The record is from RefSeq and is a predicted model, not a curated record.
UCGUUUUUAAUUUAACUUCCCUCUUUGCCAGCAUUGACUAAUUAAGUAGGUAGGUACCUAUUACCUGCAUCAUUUCAUGCCUAACUGUGGCUUCAGCUACUGUGUGUGUGUGUGAUAAUAAUGACUGCCUUUAUUUUCAGCAUGGUGACAGUUCUAUUAAUUUCCUUCUGUAUACACUUUCAAUAUGAAUGCAGCUGAAGAAUGUCUAGUUUGCGGUGUUGCCGAGCCUCAACAAUACGAGGAAAAUAAUGCCUCCUUGCUGCCAGUCUUGGCUGGACUCCUGGGACAGGAUCUGGAGCCUGCCCACAUGUCCUCUUGCUCCCUGUGUCAGAGGUGCCACCACAUCCUGUCAGAGGCUGGCUCACUGCAGCAGAGACUGGGUCAACUCAAGGAGGCCAUUUUGAGUGUCUACAGGCCAGUGAAAUAUGAUGGAAUCACCCAGGUGCCACUCGACAAUCACAAUGGCAGCUGCUCUUUGCCAUUGUCAUCCCAACUACCUGUAUCAGAUCCAGCGACCUCAACAGCCAGUAACCAUCCUACUCAACAUUCCAUGACAGUGGAAGCUACAUUGUCAUCUACUCAUUCCUCACAUGAAGGUGUCACUGAGCUAGCAAGAAGUGGCUCAUCGUCUUCAAACACAUCAACCAUGACCUCAAAUCAACCAUCAAUGGCAUUAUCGGGAAGACAGGACAUACCCGCCAAAAAGUCCGGAAAGCCCGCGAGCACCGCGAGAAGGCUUCCCUGUCCGAUCUGCGGAAAAUCUGUAACGGCACGGUAUUUACGGGACCAUCAGCGGCAGCAUUCGGGUGAACGACCGUUCCCAUGUACCUUGUGCUCUCGCUCUUUCGCCAAAUCGAGCGACCUUUCCACCCACCUCCGCCGUCACGCGGGUGACCGUCGCCAUCGCUGCUCGCUUUGUCCAGCGGCGUUCUUCUUCCCCCACGAACUGGCAAACCAUCGUCACACCCAUGGCGAUACGAGGCCUCAUCUGUGCGCAAAGUGUGGCACGGGAUUUCUCAGUCGGGCGGGACUUCUGCGUCAUCAGCGUGCCAACCAUCCCGAGUCACGCGCGGGAGACACCUCGGAUGGCGCGAGCGUUCCGCGCGAACCGCGCUACAAGUGUGCCGUCUGUGAGAAGACGUUUACCUGUGAGCAAAGCCUGAAGCGUCACGAAAGGGCGCACGGAGCCGGGAAGAGCUACAUGUGUGAGCUGUGUGGUGUGACGUACAAAACGAGCACGGCGCUGCGGUUCCACACGAGGAGGCACCACAGCGGGGAGCGACCCUUUCAGUGUCAGGUGUGCGGCUGCCAAUUCAUCACGCGUUCUGUGUGGCUUCGGCACCUCCGCGUCCACACGGGCGAGAUGCCGUUCCGGUGCCAGUUCUGCGGCACAGACUACAAGGACAAGCAGAAGCUGAAGCGACACUACUCCAACAAGCAUGCCGCCGAUGUGGAACGAGUUGGAGUGGAGAAUCUGAAGUACAGUGCUGCUGAGGUGGCGCCUGUGACUGCUACAGGAGGUGGUGGGGUGGACCGGGCGUCAGAAGGGCAAGGCGUGAGCUCCGGUGCGUCGGGAGAUACACAGCAGUCGCUUGGGGCCAUUGUGGAAAGAAACGCGGAAGGGUCUGCUUCUGGUCAAAGCGCUUCUGAUUUUGAUCAAGGUGGGGUUCAGAUCGAGGUCGGUGGUUCCAUUUGGACUUCGGAGCAGUGGAAGGAAGCGGAGAGCGUUGGACAGGAGUAUAGCGAUACUAGCGCCACAGUGGCAGACCCGGGAACUGUUAGUGAGCUGCAGGCUCAAGAGAUGUCGGCUGUCGAAAUGAUGCCAGAUUCUUCAGUUUUGACGCAAGGAAUGUUAUAUGAGGCGCAUACGGCGCUUUUUAAUUACUUUUGAUUGUGACUGAAAGGGUUUAACUAGCCUGAACGAGAUUAAAUACGUUAAAUCAAGUGAUCUUAUGCGAUCGUUCACUCUCCGAAAAUCCGUACUAUCGCGCCACUUUUAGAAAGAGUUAAAGAAAUGCUUACCUUGCUUUGGAGAUUUGUACUGCAUCAGUUAAGAUCCAAGAAACAUUCCUAUACUAUUAUGCUACUUAUAGUGAUUUGUUGCAUCAAAAAUGUAUUUGCAACAGAAGCGAGAUGGAAUUAUAUAAUUAUAGGAAGACAUUAUUUUACUCAGGAACAUGGAAGCAUUUAUGUGCUAAGCUGUGCCUCUAGCUAAGUACUUAGCUAUGUCCAUUAAAUUUAUAGUGACGGGGUACUGGGGAAUUCCAUUGCAACUGUUGUGGACAGAUAUUUGUCGUCAAUUCUUUGCGCACAUAUCAACCAAGGCAGUUGGUCAGUGCGCCAUCUUUUAUAAUCUCCCACUUUGUAGCGUCAUUUUUGUUUGUGUUUAAAUUAUGGAUGGUGUAGUAUGAUCCUUUUUUGUGGAGAAGUUGUGCUGUGAUUUACCUCAGACACUAUUUUUGAUAGUAUGACUUGUAAUGCGACUCUUGUGCCUUUGACGCACGGUUUGCAGCCUAUCUCUUUACAUAUCGAAAGCGUGUUGCUAAUAUGUGUCCGUGUUCAACUUUUUGUGAUUUGAUUAUGAGUGUGUAUGUGAAUGUGCGGGUCCAUUGCGCUACACUCAAUUUCGUAAGCUAUUUAACAAUAUUUGUUAAACAUUGUUACGUGAUUUGAGAUGUGCCUUACUGGAGGCUUUGUGAGUCUGUUAGGCUUAACGCCCGUUGAAGGAGGGUUUCUCGGUAGGUAUGUGUCAUGAUUCAUUUCUGGGAAGGUUUGUGAUGGCAAAGUUGUUGGACCACUGCUUUGUCCUACCGGUAAAACUAAUUUUAAAAUCGUCACUAUCCCGUGCUCUCUGUAAUAUGUGAUUUCGAUUGGCUGUUAAAACAAAAAACUAUGAAUUUUGCAUAUUUUCCAUGUUUUUUAUCAUAAACCAGAUCACGUGUACUCUCGUUUUCGAAUUGACAUUCACCAAUAUAUGGACAUUAUUUGAUUAGGGCUUCAUAAAUAUUUUAUUUUUAUGCGUCAAAUGAAGUGAAGCAAUGCCCGUAUUUCAUUUACGAUCGUUUGAAGUUUGAACUUUGCAUUUAAAGCAUAAAAUACCCAUGGUUGUUUCAAAAUACAAGCUCAAUUGCA